AUGCGUCUCUCCGCCGCUUCCGUCCUUGCCUUCGCCGCCCUGGCUGCUGCCCAGGCUGAGACCGUCACCGUCACCACCCCCUCCGUCCCCGGCGUUCCCGGCGCCACCCAGGCCAGCUCCCUCAUCGGCAGCCUCUCCAGCGCCGCUGGCUCCGCCCUGAGCUCCAUCUCCGGCGCCGCCUCCUCUCAGGCCGGCGAGCUCUCCUCCGCUCUCGCGUCCGCAUCCGGUGCUGCCUCCUCCAGACUCGAAUCCCUGAGCUCCGCCAUCGCGACUGCCACCGACGCUUCUGCCUCCGCUUCCUUCUCCUCCGCCAUCGACGCUGCCUCCUCCGCUGCCUCGUCCAUUGCUGGUGACGCCACUUCCGCCGCCGGCGAGGCUACCAGCACUUCCGCCCCUGGCGCUGCUGGCCCUGCUCAGACCGCUGCCAUCGGUAUGGGUGCUCUCUUCGGCGGUGCCGCCGUCCUUGCCAACCUGUAA
Messenger RNA from Colletotrichum karsti, 477 nucleotides. RefSeq lists its product as uncharacterized. Lineage: Eukaryota; Fungi; Ascomycota; Sordariomycetes; Glomerellales; Glomerellaceae. The coding region runs from base 1 to 477 and encodes 158 amino acids. The record is from RefSeq and is a predicted model, not a curated record. The transcript has 2 exons.